AUGGCAGCGUUCCUCGUCAUCACGCUCAUUUUCUUCGCGCUCGGCUUCCUAGGCUGCGUGCUCGUUAGGGUUCUCUACGAUAAAGGCCCGUCAACGAACCUGCUGCAUGUCACGCUGGUCAUCACCGCAACCAUCUGCUGCUGGCUCUCGUGGGCGAUUGUGUACAUGGCACAGAUGCAUCCCCUUGUGGUGCCUAUACUCAAGGCCGAAGGAGAAUAA
Messenger RNA from Closterium sp. Naga37s-1, 219 nucleotides. The record is from the annotation of a GenBank genome assembly. NCBI's taxonomy places the organism in Eukaryota, Viridiplantae, Streptophyta, Zygnematophyceae, Desmidiales, Closteriaceae.